Messenger RNA from Vitis riparia (riverbank grape), 1020 nucleotides. Its product is annotated as peroxygenase-like. Bases 22 to 741 code for a protein of 239 amino acids. Gene Ontology annotation, molecular function: calcium ion binding; monooxygenase activity. The transcript has 6 exons. Lineage: Eukaryota; Viridiplantae; Streptophyta; Magnoliopsida; Vitales; Vitaceae. The record is from RefSeq and is a predicted model, not a curated record.
AAGAGGCUAAGAGAGAAAGAGAUGGCGACGGGGGUGGAGGUUGAUGCAUUGGCUACAGUGGCCGAGUGUGCCCCUGUUACUUUCGAGAGAAAGGUCAAGACUGAUUUGGAAUCCUAUCUUCCCAAGCCUUAUAUGGCAAGAGCUUUGGCUGCUCCUGAUGCGGGGCAUCCAAAUGGAACACCGGGUCAUAAGAAUUACAAUAUGAGCGUCCUCCAGCAACAUGUAGCCUUCUUUGACCAAGACGACAAUGGGAUCGUUUACCCUUGGGAGACCUAUAUCGGCCUGCGUGCUGUUGGUUUUAACACGAUUGCCUCACUUAUUAUGGCGAUUGUGAUCAACGGAGCAUUGAGUUACACCACUCUCCCUGGGUGGAUCCCUUCUCCUUUUCUUCCUAUCUACAUACACAACAUACACAAAUCCAAGCAUGGGAGUGACUCCGGAACUUAUGACACUGAAGGAAGGUACAUGCCUGUGAAUCUAGAGAACAUCUUUAGCAAGUAUGCCCAGACUGUGCCUGAGAAGUUGACGUUGGGAGAGCUCUGGAACAUGACUGAGGGGAAUCGGGCGGCCUUCGACUUCUUUGGCGGGAUUGCAAGCAAGCUGGAGUGGGGACUUCUGUAUGUUCUGGCAAGAGAUGAGGAAGGUUUCCUGUCCAAAGAGGCCGUGAGACGUGUUUUUGAUGGUAGUCUGUUCGAGUAUUGUGCCAAGGCGCAAAUGGGGUACGAGGGAAAGAUGAGCUGAAGGCUGAAGCAACGCUGGGUUUGAUCAGAACAUGCUCUUUCUAGUUUCAUAUCACAAAAAAUUAUGGUGUAAUAAUAAUAGGUAGGUGCAGAGAGGGUCCUCCCUACACACAUACACACACAUGGGAGGCCAUCUCACAUGUCAGAACCACUUGUGUAGAUGUGCAGACGGUGGCUUCACAUAACCAUCUCUAUAUCCCAUAUGAAUAAUCAGUCUUGUGACGGAACCCAUAUCACAAUAAUUAAUAAAUAGUGUAAUUGAGCAGCUAAAGUUUUGAAA